Lutzomyia longipalpis is the source of this 1524-nucleotide messenger RNA. RefSeq lists its product as uncharacterized. The coding region runs from base 1 to 1464 and encodes 487 amino acids. NCBI's taxonomy places the organism in Eukaryota, Metazoa, Arthropoda, Insecta, Diptera, Psychodidae. The transcript is spliced from 6 exons. The record is from RefSeq and is a predicted model, not a curated record.
AUGCAGGAUUUUUCCGUUAAUGUGGAUGAUAUUCUCAGUGAAGGACUUAUGCCGGCUGCUCUGCUGAGUGGGGAAGAGUUCCACGAAGAAGUGGCCAGUGGUCGUGAAGAUCGUCAAGAUGGGAUUGAUCUUGUAGGCUGGAAUCGCACAGAGGAUGGAAGCUGGGGCAAUGCCUUCUCCACGAUGCUCUUCCACAGAGAUAAAAUAAAUGAAUACAAAUGCAGCAAUUUCCUCACGGAUAAUCUCAUUGCGGAAAUGUUUCCUAAUUCGAGAAUCCUGAAUAAACGACUGGGAGUGGUAGCUGGUAAUGCGUCCUUGGAUGUUGCUAAAGGUCCUCCUCCCGCACAGAAUAUGCUGCAUGACGAAGGAUCAUCUGCCUACAGCCACUGGUUGGAUAAAUCCACAACACUUGAGGACAUUUACAACAACUACAUGAGGAAGAAUAGCAGCUUAGGUGCUGCUAGAAGACGAACUGAUAGGAUCUUUGACCACAAUCAUGCAGAAUAUGAAGACUGGGAGACAGAUUACGAGGAAGGAGACAUAACAGGCUACGCAGUGCACAACCCUCCAGUUUCGGAAGUUCACGAAGACAACGGGGAGCAUCAUUUGAAUCAUGGAGAACUGGGUCAUCCAGGUAGUGACAGCAUGACCUACUCUUAUGGGAAUAAUGAGCACAACUACAACACCCACAUGCAUCCGCAAGUAACGGCAGGAAGCCCACCUAUCACAUUUUCAUCUCCUUUCUACACCUUGAGCUACCCUCCUAUCUCUGUCGACGACUUUGGGAAGAACUUUCAUCUCAAUUCUGAUUUUCUCAAUACAAAUGAGGUCCUUACUGCUCCAGGCUAUUACGAACAUGAUGAUUACCCAAUGAUGGAGUCGAAAUUUGGAAAAGCUUUGGGACUUAAGGAUCUCUUUGAAAUUGCCCUAACAACGUUGGCUUUCCUCUCCUUUGGAAUGUUUCUCCUUCACGUUAUCAUGUGCAUCACGAUGGGAACCAAUAACAACAACAUGAUGAUGAUGCCGAUGGAUAUGCCCCCGGAAACGGAGGAAAUUCGUGGAAAACGCGAAGCUCCUUAUUCACUAACUGCAAGGAUGAAUGAUCUGGCAAGGAUAACUCUCAUGUCUAUUGAUGCUGCUCAAAUUGCACACAAAGACAAAGGAGAAUGCCUUCAUUUGGCAAUUUGCGAAAACAACAGACUUUCCAGGACAUUUAAGGAUUCAUCCAAAUACUGGAUCCCCCUGUGGAGUCUCGGGAUGACGUGGUAUUCAACAAGAGUCCUCAAGGAACAAUCAAUGAUGGUAUCUGUUAUUGAUAGUCUCAAAGCUGCCCUUCUUGGCCUAGGAGGAGCCGACUGCUCAAAACAAUUUUCAAAAUGUGACUAUACACAUCAAAAGAACCAGAAGAUUCUCAUAAGGAAGAAGCGUAAAGCUGAGAAUUAUGUUUUUAACUGGAGCAUUUAACUGCACAUGUUUCUGUUUUUGUUGCAGUAAGACAAGGUAGAUAAGCAGCACUUUUUUUAU